Messenger RNA from Dreissena polymorpha, 2536 nucleotides. RefSeq names its product heterogeneous nuclear ribonucleoprotein A1, A2/B1 homolog. The coding region runs from base 146 to 991 and encodes 281 amino acids. Gene Ontology annotation, molecular function: RNA binding. The transcript is spliced from 6 exons. Gene Ontology annotation, biological process: regulation of gene expression. The record is from RefSeq and is a predicted model, not a curated record. Gene Ontology annotation, cellular component: nucleoplasm. NCBI's taxonomy places the organism in Eukaryota, Metazoa, Mollusca, Bivalvia, Myida, Dreissenidae.
AAAUGCGAGUUUUUACACAAAAAGCUGCGUAAGAAUACAUGGCCUUGUGAGACUUGACCCGAAGCCUAUCGACCUUUUACACAGAAAGAUUCAGCCAUUACGCCGGCAAAUUCAGGUCAUCGGGUGUUAACUUAAGGAAAAGAAAAUGAAUGCUGAAGUAAGGGCACAGUGGCCAGACUAUGAGAAGAACCCCAACGCGGAGGAGUUCCGUAAGCUGUUUGUUGGUGGCCUCGACACGAAGACCACUGAAGAGACGCUCAAGGAGUACUUCUCCAGCUAUGGCUCCAUUGAGACAUGCGAGAUCAUGAAGGAGAGGAACAACUCUGCCAAGUCAAAGGGCUUUGCCUUCAUUACCUUUGCCAACACGGACAACAUUGAUGAAAUUCAGAAGAAUCGUCCGCAUGAAAUUGAUGGAAGAAAAAUCGAAACAAAGCGGGCAACACCAAAGCAGCAACAAUACUGGGCGACCAAGAAGCUCUACAUCAAGGACUUCCCCAAAGACAUGAAGGAGGAGGAGCUGACCGAGGAGAUGAGGGACGUGUUCGCCCAGUACGGCACCAUCAUCAACAUCAAGCUCAUCAAGGAUAAGCCCGACGCCAAGGACGCCCAGGGGGCAGGCAGCGGUGGCGGCGCACUCAAGGGCUUCGGCUUCAUUGAGUUUGAUGAUGAGGACCCCGUGGACAAGUGCAACUUGAUGAGGAAGUUUAAGAUCAAGGGGAGUGAGGCCCACGUGUCCAAAGCCUACCCACAGGACAAGAACGCUGGACGAGGUAGGGGAGGCAUGUACUACUACGACUAUGAGAUGUACCCGUACGACUACUACGGCCCACCCAACGCCUACAGCAGACCAUACGGACGCUACGGUGGUGGUGGUGGUGGUGGUGGCGGCGGCCGGGGUGACUACGGAUACGGAGGCUAUGACUUUUACCCGAGUCGCAAUUACCCCCGUGGAGGUGGUGGUGGCAGGCCCUACAGGGGAGGCCGAUAUUAGUCAGAAUAUUGUGCCCGCAGCAUUCAAGUUAACACGUGAUCGAUCAAUUUUCAAGUUCUUUAUUAUAGAUAACAUUCUCCUCACCAAUCAGGUUUUAAUCGAAAUAUUGAGAAGUGAAAAGAAGCCUUUUUCAGUUGUCGGUGAAUUAUUAAGUUUGACCGGUUAACGAGCUUACAUUGUUGGAAAUAAAGACCAUCAUAUAUACCGGUUUUUCUCAAGAAAGAGAAAGCAAGAAAACUUAAGUUAGUAAACAAAUUUAUUUUUUUAAUUUUUUGGAAUUCUAAAUAGUUGUCACAAACAGUUGCAACUAUUUAUUAUUUCUUGCGCUCUCUUUUGAGAGUGCUGUUCUAUCUAUAUGACUGGCAGGACAUUUCAGGCAGGGAUUCUUUUGAUUCACGAGGUCUGUCUUGGUCUGCUGGUCAUGUUUACCAUUUGUUGUACAUAUUUUCUUCAUGGUAUGAGAGCCGAAUGCGGUCAGCCAUUUUUGUUACACUCAUGUAUACAUGAUUCAUGCGACGCAAGUUUCUCACGGUUCGUCACAAUGCUGUUUCUGUUGCUUUAUACGUUGAAGUGUGCAGAAACAGGGCUGUGUCGAACCAAACAGAAAAUAUGUGCAACUUAUAUUUUUGUACAUUAUGUUUUAUAUUUUACACAAAUGGUGCAAAAUAUUCAUUUUGUAUGAUACAUAGAGAUUUGAUCUUAGAAGCCGGUAAUUUUAACCUCCAAAUGAGGUAUUUUACUGCCAUUUUAGAUCAAGUCCGGUGAUUUUACUGAAGCGUUACGAUCAUGCAUAAUGUGUUCAGGUUUUGAUACAAGCGUGUGCUAAAGGGUGGUGUAGUGAAUCGAAAUCGCAAGAUUAUUUGCUACUUUGGUUAUUUAAAAAAAAAGGCAUGGUUUCAGUAAUUGGAAAAAGGCUUUCAAUAAUUCUCGGUAACAAUAAAAUUGAGCAUGGUAAUCAAUGAUUUGUGCUCUAAAUGGAAGACGUUGAUUUUUUGUUGUAUCAAUAUUUCGAUCAAAUUUGAUUGAUAUUUUUUUUUAACAUCAGUUUGUUACAUUUGUUAAGAAUACAAUCGUGAAGUGCAUUUCUCUUGUAGUAGUUGUUGUAGUGCUGGAAGAACCUCUGCUAGCUCUGUACACAGCUGUCUUUUUGUUCAAUACGAAACUCGUAUUCAAAUACGGACCAAUAAUCAGUGCGCAAGGUUCUGUUAAAGAUUGUUUAAAUUUUGAACACGUAUGGUUUAAUGUUUACAAAUAAAUGAUUUGCAUAUAUAUUGACUUAUGCUUGGAGCAAAUCAAUACAUACAGGAAUCCGGCUUUGGGGCGAGUGUAUCGACCACGCAUGUCAAAGGCGCUGUAGAUUGUGAGCUAGCAGGGGGAGGGGGUUGUUGCGCAAUCGGAGGUUCUUGGCGGAGUCAUGUGUUAAUGUUCAUGCUUACCUUAUGUUUGUAACGGCAAGUUGUGUAAAUUGAAAGACACACGUUGUCAGUUUUGUAUGUAAAACAAUGGAAUAUGUAGCAGAAUAAAACUAGACAUGUUCUACAUAUA